Molecule: messenger RNA, 1606 nt
Organism: Triplophysa dalaica
Lineage: Eukaryota; Metazoa; Chordata; Actinopteri; Cypriniformes; Nemacheilidae
Gene: ripply1
Product: ripply transcriptional repressor 1
Exons: 4
Coding region: 775-1194 (139 amino acids)
Biological process (GO): negative regulation of transcription by RNA polymerase II; embryonic pattern specification
Cellular component (GO): nucleus
Source: RefSeq, a predicted model, not a curated record
UUUCUAUUAGACACUGUCCUUUUAAAUAAAUGAUUACAGUGUAUUAUGACAUAUCCUUACUGCAACCAUCAAAAACAUCAAUCAAAGGUUUAAUAGUUAUAAUGGCUCAUAAUGGGAAUUGCGGCAAUUGUUUUAAUAGAAAUGUCGAUGGUCUCUAUACAUAUCAAUAGCCUAAAUAGAAUUGUUGGUUUUAAUGACAUUUAAAUGCAACAUUUAAAAUCUGUAUUUUUUGUUAUUUUUAGCAUAGAAAUCCAAUGUUAAUUUUCAAACUGCUGUCAAUGUUUAAUCGUUUCCAGUCUUAAUUUCACGUAGCCUCAAAACCUAAUAGUUAACUAACUAUAUUAUAUAUGGUCCCUCUCCUGUGUCUCCCCCCCGUCGUCUUUCUCGCAGAUGGUGUGCAAGUUUGCCCCUCCGUGUUGUUGCAAUAACCUCGGGGUACCAGAUUUCUCACCCUCACGCUGCGGCGCACUGUUUACACAACUGGAGAAGCCUUCACACCAAAAUGUCUAUAGCACCCUCUAUCCCGAUCAUUUGGCAAACAGCACCACAGCCUCCCCAAACCCCCUCCUAAAAAAGGCUGAAGUCAUUUGGCAUUGGCACCAGAGUUCUAUCUCCGCCCCUGCGGCUCCAGCUUAAUAUAAACCCGGAGAGCGACUCCGCUUCAUUCAUUCACUUCCCUGCGGAGGACAGCGACUCAUCUUCCACCAACAGGACCAUCGCUCGAAGAUCUUCCAAACCAGGACUAUUUGGGACUAUCAGCCCACGAAAACAGACAUGAAUUCUGUGUGUUUUGCCGCUCCUCUUUCUAACACACUGAAGAUGCAGCAUCCAAACAGCAGCCCAGCUUCCCUGUGGAGACCGUGGCUCGUGACCAGAAAGGAUUCACGAACUGAAUGCCGGAGAAUGAAGCUGGCCUGUCCUUACGCCAGGCCAGAAGUACACGGCAACACAGCAACAGAUGGCAAAACGCAGUCUUUCCAGCACCCUGUCAGGCUUUAUUGGCCCAGAUCAAAGUCUUUUGACUACCUCUUCAGCGAUGGCGAAGCUCUGCUCAGAAAUUUCCCCGUUCAGGCCACCAUCAACUUUUAUGACGAGUCAGACAGCGAGGAUGAGGAAGACAGCUGUGAGGACGACGAAGACAGCGACAAUGAAGAGUGUCUUAAACUUAAAGGACACUUCACCAGCUACAACUGAGUCUUCAAAUCUAUCCUUGUUUGUAACUCUACGGUUCUGUGAUUUAAAGGAUGCUGAGAAGUUCACAAACUCAAUACAGUCACUGGAUAAGACCACCUUAUUACAUGCUCCAUCAGAGAAGUCAAUGCAUUAAUAAUUCAGUGUUUGGACAUCUUAUUUUCUCUCAGAACAGAACAGAAAAGAUAAGUCUUGCAUAUAAGUAAUUCUUGUUGGAACAGCAAAGUGCAUUCCCACAUUGGGAAGUGAUGUUUCAGAUAUAUCUCAGGGUUCUUGCCUUUUCUUUUUUGUACAUAAAAGUCUAUUUGUAUUCUAUUAUUCACAUGCUUAACUUAUAACGUUUGUGUAUAAAUGUAUUUAUGCCAGAUUUUCUACUUUUGUACUUUUGGGUUAAAAUUAAAUCUAUUUAAAUGAG